Messenger RNA from Sardina pilchardus (European sardine), 3707 nucleotides. RefSeq names its product squalene epoxidase a (gene sqlea). Gene Ontology annotation, molecular function: flavin adenine dinucleotide binding; squalene monooxygenase activity. Bases 311 to 2023 code for a protein of 570 amino acids. Gene Ontology annotation, cellular component: endoplasmic reticulum; membrane. The transcript is spliced from 11 exons. NCBI's taxonomy places the organism in Eukaryota, Metazoa, Chordata, Actinopteri, Clupeiformes, Clupeidae. Gene Ontology annotation, biological process: sterol biosynthetic process; cholesterol metabolic process. The record is from RefSeq and is a predicted model, not a curated record.
GGCAAGAAUGCCGCUUCAGUACCGUCAAUUGAACUUGCAAUGCAUGGCAGGUACUUUACACUUUCAGCAUUUCUGACGGUAAAAUAAGGACUUUUAAGCCUAUGUCAUUUUAUUUUUGAAGCUGGGAUUUAUUGCAAGAACAUAUGUUUAUUUAUUUUUUUAUUGUAUAGUCUGCAUUGACGUUGGAACUUAAACUGGAGUAUGCUAAUACUUUAAUUGGACUGCCUUUUUGCCUUCGUUUUUCCCGACUUGGUCUACAAAGCGUUUCGUAGUUUUUCAUUAGUAUUUUGAAUUUGUAAGGUUUUCAAAUAUGUGGACCUUUCUUGGGAUCGCAAGUUUUACUUAUAUGUUUAAAAAAUGCGACGCUGUAAUCGAUUUUGCCCACAAAGAAAUCGUCCUGGCUGCCAUGGCGUUGAUCUCUGUUGGCUUGCUUUUGACCUAUGCCAGAUAUCGCUAUGGACAAUCUAUUAAAGUUCCGCAGAUACUACAUUUGCCACUCGACAUACUGUCAGCCCUUCCACUCACAAAUAGGUUAUUCUCAAAAUCAACGAUUUCGCGGAGUUCUGCAAGCUCUUCAAAAAAAGCGAGCACCAGGAGAAAGCGAGCAGAGGUGCAGACAGCGUCCAAUGUGGAGACCGGGGCCAAUGGCACCGUCACCACUGACCACGAGCCGGACGUCCUUAUUGUGGGCGCUGGGGUGCUGGGCUCUGCCAUGGCAGCGGUCCUUGCCCGAGACGGCCGGCGGGUGACUGUGAUCGAGAGGGACCUCCGCGAGCCAGACCGGAUUGUGGGAGAGCUGCUCCAGCCGGGAGGCUACCGGGCCCUGAAAGAGCUGGGGCUGGAGAGUGCUGUGGAGGGCCUGGACGCUCACGUGGUGAACGGUUACGUGAUCCACGACAUCGAGACCAGCACCGAGGUGGAGAUCCCCUACCCUCAGGAGGAGAACGCCAUCCAGUGCGGCCGCGCCUUCCACCACGGCCGCUUCAUCAUGGGCCUGCGCCGCGUGGCCCUCGCCGAGCCCAAUGUGAAGUUCAUUGAAGGCACGGUGACGAGCCUCGAGGAGGAGGACGACUGUGUGACAGGGGUCCAGUACAGAGACAAGGAGAGCGGCGACACCAAGGAAAUUCAUGCUCCACUCACUAUUGUGGCAGAUGGCUGCUUCUCCAAGUUCCGCAAGAGCCUUGCGGCUGGAAAAGUCCAAGUUUCCUCUCACUUCGUAGGAUGCAUCAUGAAGGAUUCUCCCCAGUACAAGGACCACCAUGCUGAGCUGGUGCUGGCUGACCCCAGCCCCGUGCUGAUCUACCAGAUCUCCUCCACAGACACCAGGGUGCUGGUGGACAUCAGAGGGGACAUGCCCAGAGACCUGACCGGCUAUAUGGCAGACAAGAUUCACCCUCAGCUACCAGAACAUUUAAGGGAGCCCUUUAUGGUUGCACUGCAGAAUGAUCGACUGAGGUCCAUGCCAGCCAGCUUUCUGCCUCCCUCGCCAGUCAACAAAUCAGGGGUGCUCCUUCUGGGGGACGCCUACAACAUGAGGCACCCUCUGACGGGAGGCGGGAUGAGCGUGGUCCUGAGCGACGUGGGCAUCUGGAGGGGCCUGCUGCAGAGCAUCCCCGAUCUCUAUGACAACGCAGCCAUGCUCCAGGCCAAGAGGAAAUUCCACUGGGAGAGGAAGUCUUCCCACUCCUUUGUGGUGAAUGUGUUGGCUCAGGCGCUGUACGAGCUCUUCGCCGCUACAGACAACUCACUGCACGAGUUGAGGCGAGCCUGUUUCCAUUACUUCAAGCUGGGUGGAGAGUGCAUAUCUGGUCCCAUUGGCCUGCUGUCUGUGCUGACCCCUAAGCCCAUGACCUUGAUCGGGCACUUCGUCGCCGUGGCUAUGUACGCCAUUUACUUCAGCUUCAAGUCCGAGUCUUGGCUCACCAAGCCCCGAGCCGUGGUCAAGAGCGGCGCCAUCCUCUACCGAGCCUGCACCGUCAUGAUCCCCCUCAUCUACUCCGAGUUCAAGUACCUGGUGUUCUGAGCGGCCCUGCUGGUCCGAGACGCAAAACUCGGACCUCCCCCCGAACCCCAAAACCCAAGGCCUUAGGGAGUCUCUGAGCCUGCUGCUUUUUGUUUUUGUUUCUUUUCAAUGGUACUUUCUGAGAUUGAGUGGACAAAUCUGUAACGUCAGCUCCCAUGGAGAUGCUGCAUCUGAUCUGAGGAGCAGUGGCUAUGUCUGUUUAAGAGGGUUAUGUUUGCCUGGUGGGUCUCAAUGGUAAUCAAUAAUAUGGCAGGGAACUGAACUGGACAGCUAGCAAAGGCCUAUUCCAGAGAUUGACACAUUCAACAGUGUUUUGGACUGUAAAAGUACCUGUCAAUAUCUAUUACUGGCUCCCUGGCCAGCUUAUUACCUCACUCUGACUACUGUCACAGUGUCCUAAUACCUACUGUAUGGUCAGUGUCAUUAGUCAGGACUUAGGCUGCAUCUGGUGCCUUCACCCACUAUGAGACUUCUCUUUUUAUGACAGAAAUAUGAUCAAUGGAUCUAAGGGCAAAUCAUAUGAAGUGCAAAAGAAAAAUGGCUACUUCAGGCUCAUGCUGUAUUAGCGAUAGGAAAAUCCAUAUUUUUCAAAUGACUUUAAACCGCUGUGCCACUAAAUUAAGCCCAUUUUUUUUGUCUAAACGGUUUUAUAUCAAGUAGGGAAGCAUUUUUCAUAUUGAAUAUAUUAACAUAGCCAGAAAUUGCAGUUGGCAUAUUUUCUUUAAUUGAAUUCAAUGCACUUGUAUCAAACUUUUGCACUUAUGAUCCUACUCAGGCGAAAUGUGAUUGUGCUGGAGGAAAUAGUCUGGUACUGGUUAUUCAUCCAACACAAAAAUGUGGCGCACUGUUCAAGUGCAUUGCACAUUCCUUUGAAACAAUUUUUUCAUUCGUCCUAACACCAUAUCACAUUUAGUGACUUGUCUGAUUUGAGCCUUAUUCAUUUUGUGUACUGAACAAAAGACACCGGUGAAGUUGUUCAUUACUUGCGAGACACAUCAUGAUGACACUGGUCUGAGUUUUCUUGGAAACUGAGGUGUCUAUUUUGCCAUUCUGAUGGCCUUAUGGAAUAGAGAGGAAGCUGAGUACAUUAACAGAGAGGAAGUGACAAGUGUGUGUUGUUUUAAAAGCAAGUUGAGAAAGAAAGUGGACCAAUGGAGGAAUUCAGGUUGAUUGUCCACUUAAGAGACCUUCAAAUGAAAUGCCUUUGAUUUCAAUGGAAUUCUGACUUCUAUUGCCUUUGAGUUGUGCGGAAAGGAUAAGCAAUGUGCUUUCCCUACCAAUCUUGUUAUUCAGUUUUGUAAAAUCCGUCUGAUUGACUGCAAACUGUUUGGUUACAAAAUCCAAACAAUUUAUGCGACUAUUUGCUGUUAUGUGAGAAAUCAGUUUGUUUGUAACAUGGAUUUUAUGUUCAGAUCAUUUUCAGUGUCAUUAAAAUUGUUUUCUUUACAGUCUAGCUGUGAAACAGGGGGGAGUAUUUCCAGUUGAACAAUAAUCUCAUGACGCACACUUUAAAAGUCUGUCACUCUAAUCAUUCUUUGUAAAACUGUUGCAUAUUUACCUUUCAAAUGCCCCUUGAGUCUGUAAAGUUCCGUCAACUAAUAUUCUGAAAUGCAUCAGCGAACAUAGAUAAAUCAUACAAAGAAUGUUGAACAUUAAAGCUCAUUAAAUGUUUACAUAUAAUGCA